Messenger RNA from Hemibagrus wyckioides, 1749 nucleotides. Its product is annotated as mucin-2-like. The transcript is spliced from 4 exons. The record is from RefSeq and is a predicted model, not a curated record. Bases 1 to 1644 code for a protein of 547 amino acids. NCBI's taxonomy places the organism in Eukaryota, Metazoa, Chordata, Actinopteri, Siluriformes, Bagridae.
AUGAUUGGUGAAGCGAUUCCCUGUGGUGAUACUGGUGGUUGCAAAGCUGGAAUUGGACUCUCAGCCAAACUCAACACACCUGACUCCAGUUUUAGCAUCAUCACCAGCCCAGACACCAGCUGUAGCACCAUCUCAUUUCCAGCAAUCAUCACCAGCCCAGACACCAGCUGUAGCACCAUCUCAUUUCCAGCCAUCAUCACCAGCCCAGACACCAGCUGUAGCACCAUCUCAUUUCCAGCCAUCAUCACCAGCCCAGACACCAGCUGUAGCACCAUCUCAUUUCCAGCCAUCAUCACCAGCCCAGACACCAGCUGUAGCACCCUCUCAUUUCCAGCAAUCAUCACCAGCCCAGACACCAGCUGUAGCACCAUCUCAUUUCCAGUCAUCAUCACCAGCCCAGACACCAGCUAUAGUACCAACUCAUUUCCAGCCAUCAUCACCAGCCCAGACACCAGCUGUAGCACCAUCUCAUUUCCAGCCAUCAUCACCAGCUGUAGCACCAUCUCAUUUCCAGCCAUCAUCACCAGCUGUAGCACCAUCUCAUUUCCAGCCAUCAUCACCAGCCCAGACACCAGCUGUAGCACCAUCUCAUUUCCAGCCAUCAUCACCAGCCCAGACACCAGCUGUAGCACCACAUCAUAUCCAGCAAUCAUCACCAGCCCAGACACCAGCUGUAGCACCAUCUCAUUUCCAGCCAUCAUCACCAGCCCAGACACCAGCUGUAGCACCAUCUCAUUUCCAGCCAUCAUCACCAGCCCAGACACCAGCUGUAGCACCAUCUCAUUUCCAGCCAUCAUCACCAGCCCAGACACCAGCUGUAGCACCACAUCAUAUCCAGCAAUCAUCACCAGCCCAGACACCAGCUGUAGCACCACAUCAUAUCCAGCCAUCAUCACCAGCCCAGACACCAGCUGUAGCACCAUCUCAUUUCCAGCAAUCAUCACCAGCCCAGACACCAGCUGUAGCACCAUCUCAUUUCCAGCCAUCAUCACCAGCCCAGACACCAGCUGUAGCACCAUCUCAUUUCCAGCCAUCAUCACCAGCCCAGACACCAGCUGUAGCACCAUCUCAUUUCCAGCCAUCAUCACCAGCCCAGACACCAGCUGUAGCACCAUCUCAUUUCCAGCCAUCAUCACCAGCCCAGACACCAGCUGUAGCACCACAUCAUAUCCAGCCAUCAUCACCAGCCCAGACACCAUCUGUAGCACCAUCUCAUUUCCAGCCAUCAUCACCAGCCCAGACACCAGCUGUAGCACCAUCUCAUUUCCAGCCAUCAUCACCAGCCCAGACAGCAGCUGUACCACCAUCUCAUUUCCAGCCAUCAUCACCAGCCCAGACACCAGCUGUAGCACCAUCUCAUUUCCAGCCAUCAUCACCAGCCCAGACACCAGCUGUAGCACCACAUCAUAUCCAGCCAUCAUCACCAGCCCAGACACCAGCUGUAGCACCAUCUCAUUUCCAGCCAUCAUCACCAGCCCAGACACCAGCUAUAGUACCAACUCAUUUCCAGCCAUCAUCACCAGUCCAGACACCAGCUAUAGUACCAACUCAUUUCCAGCCAUCAUCACCAGCCCAGACACCAGCUAUAGUACCAACUCAUUUCCAGCCAUCAUCACCAGCCCACAUACCUGCUAUGGACAAUGAUGGUCCUGUGUUGCAUGAAUGGAUCAAUGCAGGAACUCCAGAUGUCUAUUACAGGAUAAUCCAACUAGCAAGUGAUGAACACUCGGGCACAGAUGUUCUGAUCAG